Molecule: messenger RNA, 2190 nt
Organism: Bursaphelenchus okinawaensis
Lineage: Eukaryota; Metazoa; Nematoda; Chromadorea; Rhabditida; Aphelenchoididae
Source: the annotation of a GenBank genome assembly
AUGGCUACACCUUCGGAAUCCUGGUUAAAGUUGGCAGAUUUAUUAGGAAGAGUUGUUAAUGGUCAGGAUGUAGAACUAAAGUUAUUUUUGAAUUCUUCUAGCUUCCAACCCAUUUUUUCUGAAAAGUGUCUGAACACUUCGGAAAACGUUGCUCGAUUAUUGAAGACGCAUUUGUUUGAUGAAGCUUCUGUGCCAAUUGUAUUUUCUAACCGGUAUUUGUUUAAUUGUUCUUUACAAUUAUUUCACCAGCUGAUUGAAUAUCCGACUUUUGAUAUUAACUAUGGAAACAACGUCUUUUUGACGAUAGAAGCUUUAAUUGAUGGUUUGGAGAAGAAUUCCUUUAAUAGACAUAUUGUUCAAGAUUAUGAAGUAAGGUUGUUUUAUUGUGUUUUUGAUUUUAGGAGUGAACGUUGCUUAAGUAUUGUUAAACCUUUCGUUCAACUCAUAUCUGUGUUCUUAUGAUUUCAGGAAUUUUUGAUGGAUUUAAUCAAAUUAAUGAAUCAUGAUCAGUUCUGGGAUUUUCGAGGACAUAUCAUAAAUUGUUGGAAGGGAUUGCUGUUUGCAUUUGAUGGUAUUGGAAGAUAUUUACUGAUCAAACGGCUUUAUUUUCUGAUAAUGGAUAACAAAGUUGAACUGAAGUUUGAACCUCAAACUGUAGCACUUCUUGUUGAUUACUACCGGUUAUCGUUAAGUGCUGGUGAAGACAACGUGUUCAAGAAGGAGAUUUCUUAUUUUUACGGUGAUCUUCUACGUGCUUCGUAUUCAGAUGUUGAAGCUGCUUGUGCCUAUUAUACUGCCGUUUGUUCAUUGUUGAGGUUUCACGCUCUUUCUGAAUUCAACAAGAGUGCUUUGCGAGCUGGCUUGUUAAAGUUGUUGGAGCCAAUUAGAAAUCAAAUAGUCGACUACGCUACACUUCAAGAGUUAAAGAAGAAGACUAAUAAAUCAGAUGGAAAUCACAAUAUUGAUCUUAUUUUGUUUUGUUUUAAUGAUACGGUUGGUAUUGUGAAGAAGCAUUGCUAAUUUGAUAAACGAUAAAGUGUCAGAAUGUUGUUAAAGUACUGGGAUUUCCCUGAGAUGUUUGAAAAGAUUAAUUAUCGUUUUCAGAACUUUAUUGAGAUUUUAAUAAUAUUAAUUAUUUUGGUUUAGAUGCUGCGAGGCGCUUUUAAGUUAGCAGCAGCGGUUCCAAAGAGCAGAUUAUUAACUGCUGGUCGCCUUGCCAGUACUGUUACCUACGAACCACAGCCAGACGAAGGAAACAAGAAGUUGAAGGAAGGUAAGGAAUUAGUUUAAUUUACUUGAAUUGCUGAUUUGUGUUAAUUCAAUGCCACUUCUUGUUGACAUAAACUUAUUUCCAAGUUUGUUCUUAAUCUUAUUUUAACGUUUUAGGUACAAAAUUCCAUAUUGACCAGAAGAAAGUGGACCGACUGACGGAGUUUGGUAAAUACGUUGCAAAAUCUCUUCCGAAGUUUAUUCAACGUGUGCAGUUUGCUGCUGCUGAUGAACUCGAACUUCUGAUUCAUCCUUCUGGAGUCAUCCCAGUCAUGGCCUUCUUGAAGGGUCAUCACUCAGCUCAAUUCACCAACUUCAUUUUUGCUUGUGGAGUUGACGUUCCGACCCGUGAGAAUCGUUUCGAAGUUGUUUACGGUCUUCAGUCGAUUCGCUUCAACUCCAGAAUCCGAGUUCGCACUUAUACUGAUGAAGUGGAGCCGAUCGAAUCCAUUUGCUCAGUCUUCAGUGGAGCCGAGUGGUACGAACGUGAGAUCUACGACAUGUACGGAGUCUGGUUUAAUAACCAUCCUGACUUGCGUCGUAUCUUGACUGAUUACGGUUUCGAAGGUCAUCCAUUCAGAAAAGAUUUCCCAUUAUCUGGAUAUACUGAAGUGAGUUGACUUUUAAGUUGAAAACUUACGCUUUUAACUGUAACGGGCUAAAUUAAGGUGAAAAACAUGUUUGACGUAAUGAAAGUUAACAGCAAACAUAAGAUUUGUUAAAUUAUACAUUUAGGUCCGGUACGACCCAGAACUGCGAAGAAUUGUGUACGAGCCAUCAGAAUUGGCCCAAGAAUUUAGAAAGUUUGACCUGGAUACUCCUUGGGAAACUUUCCCCGCCUUCCGCGACGCUCCCAUUACCUCCGGCUACAAAGUUGUCGAACUCGAGAAGCCGGCCGAAAAACAGCCCGAGAAACAAUAG